This is a messenger RNA of Dimorphilus gyrociliatus, 917 nucleotides long. NCBI's taxonomy places the organism in Eukaryota, Metazoa, Annelida, Polychaeta, Dinophilidae. The record is from the annotation of a GenBank genome assembly.
AGACAGACGACAAGAGAGUCAUGGCCAGAUUGAAAGAUGCUCAUCAAGCCGAAAUAAUUAGAUCUCAACAAAAAGAUGAAUAUUAUAGUAGCUUUAUUAAGAGUAAUAUUCAUAAAGUUGUUCAAUCGUUCCUAGGACCAAGAAUAUUACUUAAAUGGCAAAAAGAAUUGGACAUAGCAGCUGAAUUUAUAUACUUUGGCCUGACAACGUUAAAUGGUUUACAAACACUUGGAGAAGAAUAUGUCAACAUUAUCCAAGUCGAUCCAUCAAAGCGGCAGGUUCCAUCGUUAAUUAGAAGAAUUUUUAUGGUAGUAUUGCACGUUUCCGCUCCGUAUUUGAUAGAAAAAAGUCUUUUAUAUUUGGAAAGACAAUUGGAAUUGAACAAUGAAUUGGGUUUAACGGAAGAGGGUCGAUUACUACUAUUAGAUCUUGUUAGAAAUUCACGCAAUAUCUUCCUACUUUUGCAUAGGUGCCAUUUAGCAAUUUUCUACUUCAAUGCUGCCUUUUAUCAUUUUGCUAAGCGGAUAUGCGGUGUAAGAUAUAUGGCAAUUAAACCGUUACUUGAAACUCCGCGACCCAGUUAUAAAAUUUUAGGAUGGUUAUCAGUAUCUCAAUUGGCUUUGGCACUUGCCUUUAAAUUAAUAGGGAUAUAUAAAAAAAGUAAAGAAAAGAGCAAUCAGAUCAAAACAGAAGAGAAAGAAAAAAGUGUAAAAACGAUCGAGAAGGAAAUAGACGAAGAAGGUGGAAGAAAAUGCCCUCUUUGCUUGAAUACAAUUAGUCAUACAACCACAACAUCUUGCGGUCAUCUUUUCUGCUGGUAUUGCAUUCACGAAUGGUGCGCUACGAAUCCUGAAUGUCCAUUAUGUAGGCAGUCAUGCGCUUCAUCAAGACUCGUUUAUUUACAAAAUUUUACAUAA